Molecule: messenger RNA, 826 nt
Organism: Thermothielavioides terrestris NRRL 8126
Lineage: Eukaryota; Fungi; Ascomycota; Sordariomycetes; Sordariales; Chaetomiaceae
Exons: 3
Coding region: 136-714 (192 amino acids)
Biological process (GO): regulation of actin filament polymerization; Arp2/3 complex-mediated actin nucleation
Cellular component (GO): cytoskeleton; Arp2/3 protein complex
Molecular function (GO): actin filament binding
Source: RefSeq, a predicted model, not a curated record
AUCGCGGGCGGCUGGCCAGCCCAUCCCGCCCAAGCAAGCGAACCCCCGCAAGGCUGCGAUCCAAAAGACAUCCCACCUCAAUCUGCCAUAUCCCCCCCAAAGCAAGGAGUUUCCGCCUGGCGCGUGCAGCCCACGAUGCCGGCCUACAACUCCGUCUUCAACACGGCCGAGCCGGCGCCGCGGCUGAUCGGCAACUUCCCGCUGUUCCCGCUGCGCACGAAGGUGCGCGGGCCCGUGUACGCGCUGCCGUUCCCGGACCCGCCGCUGGCGGCGCACGAGUCGCCGGACCCGAGCUCGGAGAGCUACGACGUGCUGGACGAGGUGCUCGCGCUGUUCCGCGCCAACACCUUCUUCCGCAACUUUGAGAUCCACGGCCCCGCCGACCGCCUGCUCGUCUACGGCAUCUGGUUCGUCUCGGACUGCCUGGCCAAGAUCCGCCCUGGCGCCAGCUUGCGCGAGGCCACCAAGGAUGUCAUGAACCUGGCGCUGGACCUGAACUUUGCCAUUCCGGGCGACCCGGCGUGGCCUUUGAAUCAGAUGUACGAACCUCCGCGAGACAGGCAAGAAGCAGAGGUGCUCCGGCAGUACAUGUCCCAGGUCAGGCAAGAACUGGCGACGAGGUUAUUGGCGAGGGUAUACGACGAGGGUGACGCGAAGCCGAGCAAGUGGUGGUUGAGCUUCACAAAGAGAAAGUUUAUGGGCAAGGGGCUAUGAGUGGCGGCGAGCCUUUAGGAGCAAAGAUGCCUCCUCCACAUGAUAGACAGCGCCAGGCAGGUAGCAAGCACGAAGGCCCAAAAAAAAAAAAAAAAAAAAAACACUGUGAACA